CUCAUGCGCCGCGCGACCUGCCGUCCACACGCCAGUCCCAGUGUACUAACCCCACCACAACCCGUGACCCGUACCCCACUGGACAUUCCUACCCAGCAUGUGCCAGUGACUGGACGUCAGUGAUAGUGCCCAGUGACAUUUACACACGACGUGAUAUGUGCUGAAGAGUGUGGACAAGUGAUAUUUGUAUACAAUCGCAGCCUCUGCCAUUAACGCAAAUAUGGUGAGAGGGGCGACGUCAGUGCUCACGCUAGCGCUGGCAUGGGCGUGCGUCGUUCGCGCCAGCGUCCUUGUGCCCACCUACGUGCUGCCGCCCGAGUCGUUCGUGCGCGACCAGCGAUCCCUCGCCUCCAAAUCAGACUCCGAAACCGCCGAGUCGACGCGAAUGAUUAGACGCCUCAUCGGCGGACACAUGAAAAUCAAACCGGAAAAGGAUCACGGCAAUUUCAAAAACUCAAUCAGUCUCAACACGAAAACCGAAAGUGGAAAGUUCGCGGGAGUGAUAUUGCCCGAAUUGUCGGGCGGCACCGUGGGAUGGAAUCAAGGAAUCUGGGACGACGGCAUGCUCAUGUCGAGCGCUGGCGAGGGGAAGGACGCCGGAAAAAUAAAGGAGGUCGACGAAGACAAAAAGACGCUAUCCGAUCAAGUGGCCGAAGGCAAAUACGGACUCCUACAAAACGAAAUAUUUGCAAAAACACCCAAACGACCUGGGAUUUUGAGCUACGAGCUGAAUUCAGAGACUAGAUCGAAAGAUAAUCUACAGAGUCUAGGCGGACUUAAGAAAGAUGAAAUAUGGCUCGCGGAGGAUCAUUUGUUGGUUCUCAAAGGAGGCUCAUUCCCAGAACGUACGAAGGAAGCAGAGAACAGGCCAUGGCCACCGAUCGAUAGCUACGAGGCGCCCAGAAGGCAAGUAAAGUUACCGCAGAAACCUAAAAUACCACCGCCCUUUCCAGUUCGACUCUCCGACGACGGCCCGCUCGUCUUCCUUACGCCUAACGGCAGUAUCCCUGCGCCCCUUUUCCCACCCUUCCCUGCAGGAGAAAGCGAAGGCCCUCUACCUCCUCCGCCAUUCCUUUUCGCACAGGGAGCGCCCUACCCCGCGGGUGAUAAUCAGAGAAACACUUCUUCCUGGGGAGCGACGAUGCCAGAUCCUCCGUUCCCAUUCCUACCCGGGAAUGCGAGCGAAGGAGCAUUCCCCUACCCUGGAUCCAUAAACGGCUCUUUUCCAGAAGGCUUUCCACCGGGCGCAGCAUUUCUACCACCACCCAGCAACCAGACCGACCUCUACGACGAAGACGACCCUUCGAUCUAUUAUCCGCCGCCAUACAAUUUUUCCUAUCACACUAACUAUCACAGUAACGUGCCGGCCGGACCUCUCGUACCAGGAAUUAUAUUACCGCCACCGCCAGAUUUCUUUGCACCUCUCGAAGAAAAAACUACAAUAGACGCUGUCAAAAGUACAAGGCCACCUAUAACGCAUUUGAGGUCAAAGACUACGACUAAACAGCCCUCAACUAUCGGAUACAGAGGAAAAUACAAAACAAGGCCUACUACUACAGAAGCGUGGACAACGGAACCUCCUACAACUACUACGACCCCACAAGUAGAAGUAGUGACUGCACCGAAACACAGAAAGCCACAGCGCGUACAAGUAAUACCACCGAGAACUCCUGUCAGGGUCCACAAUCUACCAGACGACAUUACGACAAAGCCAAAAACCGAAAAACCGGUUUACAAAACGAGAACGAAGCUUACAUCGAAACCUAUAUCGGUGUCAGUGUUUUACGAUUAUCCUGAAACAGUUUACGAUAAUAAAAAUCCAACAACCACGGAUAAACCGUACAUUGUCUACAAAGUACCACAAAAGACGAGCAAUGAAUUUACCAACGACGUAACAUCAACAUCUGUACCACUGAGGGCUUACUACACCAAUACACAAAACGAUGAAGUUCCAACAACGAAAUUACAACCAGUUUACAAUCGUAAACCAAAUGAAGACGCGAUCGCUUCUUUCUACUUCUUCGACGAACAACCAAAAAGUUCGCCAGCUCCGGAUCCAUUCUUCGAUGGAAGAAAUUAUUAUAAAACUGUGCCGAGUCAGCGACCUUAUGCUCAAAAUCAAAAUGUGAACUCGCAAUCUGGAUUUACGCCUUCCGUGGACGUCGCUUAUGGAUCAAUCGACCAAGCUGACGCUCUGUUCCUGUGGCCACAAAAACAAGGUCCGCGAACGCUUACACAAGAAUACUUCAGCGUGCAAAAACCCAAACAACAAAAUGUGUACGUGCAGCAAAUAAAACAACGCCCCGACUCAUUCUAUCAACAAAUAGCUGACAUUCAACAGACUAUUGAACUGUACACCACAAAAAGGCCAAAGGCACAUUCGCACCGACCUCAUUCGACUAAACCGAAGGCCGUGACUUCCCGGCCGGUGUAUGAAUUCAGUUACGACACAAAACACCGACCAGAAAAACUGACAUUCAGAGCGCCUAAAUUAGACCCCGAACCAUUCCGGCCAAUGGUGAGUUACAGUAAACCAUUCAAUUUAGAAAACGAGUUCAACGCAAUAACACCAACAGUCGCAUCGGGAUACCAUCAGCAAUACUUAGUGGAAAAUGCACAUGUAACGACAGAAAACCCGACGUCGUCCAGAUAUUAUCCGAAAACGAAAACGAGGGACGAAGACUAUGAAGACUCGGUUUAUAACAAGGCCUCAACACCUAAAACGAAUGUGAAUUACAUUCCAGUCCAAACCGGCAAACCUGUGCUUCAUGUAAACAAACACCCGAGUACUACGCCUAACCCAAUCAGUCACGGCUACUACACAAAACAGGAUGAGAAAUACAUCGACGAUAUCACCAAGAACUCUUUCGACGUAUUCGGGCAAAAGUUGGAUGAAACUCACGAUGUCAACGGCCUGGCCGUCACGCCUCCACUCGAAUCUGUGAAGACACCGAUCAACAAUAACAUUAACCUGCAGUACGAUUACGAGAUCGUCGAUUCGCAAAACCCAAAUCCACCGUCGCUGCACAAAGACACGAUCGUCAAUGAUCGCCUACCUCGUCCAACUAUCAACCCUUACAGUGAAUCUAUACACCAAGGUUCGCCCAACGCGGAACUGGUUCAACCACCGAAACCACCUUCGCUGCUACACGACACCGUAGUCAACGACAGGUACCCACGACCCGAAAUCAAUCCUGACAGCGAGUUCAUACCGAUACCGAACCCCGGUUACAGGACAGCGCAACAAUAUAGAAUACAAUCGCAAGUACAAAGGCCUCAGUAUACUGGUGAGCAGUAUGACCUGAACAGGCCUUCACUGGCAGGGGACACGGCUGUGAACUACAGGAGGCCUCUGCCGCCUGUCAAUCCUGAUGCAGAGUGGAUAGGGCCGGUGAACACCGCCGGGGAGGGCAGGCCGGGAUCGUUCGUCUCGUACAGACUGCCCGGGGAAGGUGCACACGUGUACUUCCUGACUCCGCAAGCAGCGCAGGCCGCCCGGGAGAGGUACCGAUCGCCGGGUUACGGACGGUGAAACCAAAGCUCUAGUCUGAACUAUGCGCCGUAGGCGACGAUACGUGUAAAUACAAAGCAAAAUGUGAUGUUUUAAGUGUCCUAAGUAGUAUUAGAACGAAAAGACUAGCGGGCCGCCCGCAUUGCCAUAUUUAAAAACGCAUUAUUAAAAUGCAGUGAAGUGCGACCAUUGUUGUUGUGACAAACGAACGCUAACAAGUUUUUUAGACGAACUAUUUAUUAAAUUAUUAACGUUAAGAGACUGGUGCAAGCGUAGUGAUAAGUAAUUUAUUCAUGUAUGUCAGUAUUGAACUCACUAGAUGUGAUACUGUGUGUGUAUGUAUGUGAAAAUUGUCGCAAAUGGAACCAUAUUGUGUAUAACUGUUUGAUACUUUUAAAUUGUUUUGUAACUGAAAACGUUGACGAGCAAUUGUGAUUUUUUGUAUGUCUUUAUAAACAAAAGAUUUUAAAAUAAGAAAUAAAAUAAAAAAUGUUUAAUAUA
Bicyclus anynana (squinting bush brown) is the source of this 4012-nucleotide messenger RNA. RefSeq lists its product as uncharacterized. The record is from RefSeq and is a predicted model, not a curated record. The transcript has 2 exons. NCBI's taxonomy places the organism in Eukaryota, Metazoa, Arthropoda, Insecta, Lepidoptera, Nymphalidae. The coding region runs from base 221 to 3532 and encodes 1103 amino acids.